Molecule: messenger RNA, 4140 nt
Organism: Ilex paraguariensis (yerba mate)
Lineage: Eukaryota; Viridiplantae; Streptophyta; Magnoliopsida; Aquifoliales; Aquifoliaceae
Source: the annotation of a GenBank genome assembly
UUUUUCAGAACUUUCUUGGUCUGACUUUUUCUUCGGCAGCCACGUACCUCCAACCACUUUCUUUGUCGUUUGAACCAAAUCAAAAAGAUUUUACACAAGCACUUUCGCGCACACCAUUGAGUUCUCUGCCUGCCUCCCAGACACCACCAAGAUUCAACCAACUGUUCGUGUAAUACACGUACACAUAUCUUUUACCCCUUCCCACUUUAUCUACAAUUCUGUUCCAGCGAUUUUCAGUCACGUUUGUUCUCUCAGUACAUUCAUUCGUCUCAUUGUUUGUUACUGGUAUAGAGUAUUUGGAACCGAUGUAAAAACAGAGGUCUAGGGUUUUAGUUUGGAGGUAUUUUGCUCUGGAACAUACGGAGUUGUAUUAUGUCGGAAACGAGUCGAAACGGUGUAGAGUCGUCGGUUGAAACCGGUAUUCCCAGUGGUUUGAAUCGGAUUAAGACCCGGAGAGUGUUGUCGAAGGAUUAUCAGAAUUCAAAAGCUGAUGAUUCGGAUAGGUGGAUUGAAUCUACGAGUUAUGGAGCUUCAAGGCCUAAUUUGAAGCAGAAGCAGAGGUCGGUGGUUAAACGUCAUGUUAAAUUCAGCAGUCCUAAAGAAGGAGUACGUAAAGGGAAUAAGAUAGCUCGGUGGUUAACAUCAUACUUGUUCAAGGAUUCUGAUCAAGCUUUAGAUGAUAUUCCUCCAAACGCAGAGUAUAAUGACUUGGAAAUCAAGGCAUUUAACAAGGAGAGUCCUACAAUAAAGCCGAAGGUGGGGACAUAUUCAACUGGAAAACAAUCUUCACUAGAAUUCACAUGCAGUAGUAAAGCGCCAAAAGUUUUAAAAAGUUUUUCACAUGAACUAGGGCCAAAAGGUGGCAUUCGACCUGUCCAUCCUCGGGCUCACAGCUAUAGUGAUUUGAAGGAACUUUUGGGAUCAUUGCAUUCAAGAUUUGAUGCGACUAAAGAAGUUGUGAACACAGAGUUGGCUUGUUUUGCACGAGAGGCGAUGGAGGUCUUGCAGAAGAAGAGUGAUUCCUUGUCCCUAGAAGGACAGAAAAUGACAGAGGAACUUCUAAUUCUAGCGCAGCAAUGUAUUGAAAUGACCUCCUUAGAGUUUCGCACCAAGUGUGAAGCAGUUGUCCAAGAUUUGACUGAAAGGAGGCAGCAAUGCCAAACAGGAUUACUCAAGUGGCUGUUGACACGUAUGCUUUUUAUAUUGACGCGGUGCACUAGGUUGUUGCAUUUUGAGAGAGAUAAGGAUCCAAUUGAUGAGAAAUCCCUUUAUAAAUUCAAGGAAUGUUUAGAAAAUAUUCCGUCUGUGGAAAUGAGUUGGGUUCUUAAUAGAGGGAUUGCUGAUUCUGAUUCGGGUUAUUCUUUAAACAAGAAGGGCGUUGCCACACGGAAACUGCAGAUGAAAAAUCAGGCUACUGUUCUCUCUCAGGCGGCCCAGUGCAGGUCUGAAAUGUCAGUUGAUGAGAGUGAUGCAGUUUUGGGAAAGGAUUUCAUGGUUUCUGAACAGAAGUCACCUUCUGAAAAUUCCCAAAUUGGUAUUCCUUCAAAUCUUCAACAAUUUCGUCAAGCUGAUGACAAUUUUCCUGGAGAGUCGAUAAUAAAAAUUAGUUGUGGUUCACUUCAGGAGCAGGAAUAUAUUUCAGAUGAUUCUAAUUUAGUAAUUUGUAGGAUAUGCGAAGAACUAGUUCCAACUCCUCAUUUGGAGUCUCAUUCCUAUAUAUGUGCUUAUGCAGACAAAUGUGAUUUGAAAGGUUUGGAUGUAGAUGAACGUCUGCUGAAACUUGCAGAGUUUCUUGAACAGAUUAUAGAGGCGCACAAUCCAGGUGUUAAUUCAACGCUUGACAGUCCUGAAAAUUCGAGAAUGCAUAUUACAAGUUCUGUAAUCACGCCUGAAGGUUGUUCACCGAAGAUAAGUGAGUGGCGAAGUAAAGGUGUGGAAGGAAUGUUUGAAGACCUUCAUGAGAUGGACACUGCCUGUAUAGAAGAUUCUCAGCUUGCAACUUCUAUUAACUUGAGGGGCUUGUCAGCUGUGAAGCUCAGCCACUGUGGUCCCCCAUCGUCAACUGGGAGCAUGACAUCGGCAUCCUCCACAAACACCCCUCGAGCAGGAAAUUUUGAUUUCUUCUGGCCGGAGCAUAACAAUCCUUCUGAGCUAGAGGAUGUGCAACAGAUGGCUGACCUUGCAGACAUUGCCCGCUGUGUGGCAGACACAGAUAUUUCAAAAGAAGGGUCCCAUGAGUUUCUAAUUGCUUGCAUGGAAGACUUGCAGGAUGUUUUGCAGCAUAGCAAGCUCAAAGCUCUUGUGGUAGACACUUUUGGAAGCCGAGUAGAGAAUCUUCUGCGUGAGAAAUAUGUACUUGCUUGUGAACUACUGGAUACAAAAAGUGAUAUCAGACAUCCUGAAAUCUCAAAGUUUUUUCUGGAUAAUGGAUCACAAAGUAGUACCAUGUCAACUCCUUCGCAUCCCUGGCAUAAAGAACGAACAAGCAUUGAAGACUUUGAGAUCAUUAAACCAAUUAGCAGAGGUGCCUUUGGUAAAGUCUUUCUUGCACGAAAGCGAACAACAGGGGAUUUAUUUGCAAUAAAGGUGCUCAAGAAGUUGGAUAUGUUUCGAAAGAAUGAUAUUGAGCGUAUAUUGGCAGAGCGUAAUAUACUGAUAACAGUUCGAAAUCCUUUUGUGGUUCGAUUUUUCUAUUCAUUCACCAGUAGGGACAACCUUUAUUUGGUAAUGGAAUAUCUCAAUGGAGGUGAUCUAUACUCUUUGCUUAGGAAAGUGGGUUGCCUUGAGGAAGAUGUAGCUCGUAUCUAUGUUGCAGAACUGGUUCUUGCUUUAGAAUACAUUCACUCUUUAGGGAUCGUGCACCGUGAUUUGAAACCGGACAACAUAUUGAUUGCACAUGAUGGGCAUAUCAAGCUUACAGAUUUUGGGUUAUCAAAGAUUGGCCUCAUGAACAGCACAGAUGAUUUAUCUGGAUCUGAGGCAAACGAAAUUACACUUUCGGAUACCGAUAGUCCGCUCAAUCCACACAGAGUGAACAGAAGCCGGCGAUCAGCUGUGGGCACGCCAGACUACUUGGCACCUGAAAUUCUUCUUGGAACUGAGCAUGGUUAUGCUGCAGACUGGUGGUCUGUGGGAAUUAUCCUAUUCGAAUUUAUUUGUGGAAUCCCACCUUUCACUGCUGAACAUCCAGAGAUAAUCUUCAACAACAUUCUUAACAGGAAAAUUCCAUGGCCUUCUGUUCCCACCGAUAUGUCCUAUGAAGCUAAAGACUUGAUUGACAGGUUUCUCAUUCAUGAUCCAAAUCAACGUGUUGGAGCAAAGGGAUCAUCCGAGGUAAAAGCACAUCCUUUUUUCAGGGGAGUUAACUGGGACAAUUUUGCCUUACGGAAGGCUGCCUUUGUACCACACCCCGACAGUGUAGAUGACACAAGCUAUUUCGUGUCACGCUAUAGUGGAAUGCCAGAUGAUGAUGAUGAUGACUCUAGCAAUUCUGCUUCUGACACUACUGAGUUGUAUUCAAAUUCUGGAUUAGAGAAGAUGGACGAUUGUGGUAAUCUUGAACUUGUCACAGUUGGCAUCCAUCAAUCGCGAUGUUCUCCUACAAUGUGGGAAAAACUCAUCAAAAAGCUCGUCUCCAUACAAAGAUUCAAACCGAUAGUUUUUCGUUUUCACAUUCUUUGGGCAACGCAUUUUUUUUCUUUCAGCAGCUCGGUCAAGAUGGUAUAGGUAAAGGGUAACAUUGUACAGGUUUAGACAUACCCCACUCCAUUGCUUACUAUAGCGAGACAUAAAAAAAUGUUAGGUAUUUGACUCGAUAAGAACUGUCCACAGUCCACACAUGAUUUUGCUUCGCUGCCAUAGCCAAUAACUGCUCUACACGUGGAAGGUUGGUGCAUCCUCAAAAUGUUCGACUCCUUCAACCUGUUACAUGAAAAUUUUCACGUGGAUGGUAGGCACAUAGUAGUUUCGAGUAACUUCUGAUGAAUCUUCGGUGAAAGUUCACGGUUCUUAAAAAAAUCUUAUUUCGCAUGCUUUGUAGGUGUAAUACAUAAUGGCUGUCAAAAGUUAGUUGACCAAUAAAAUGAACAAAUAAAGUUGUGUUGCAGCAUUAAAUACGAGUUAUAUAUAUAUAUAUAUAUA